Molecule: messenger RNA, 1101 nt
Organism: Puma concolor (puma)
Lineage: Eukaryota; Metazoa; Chordata; Mammalia; Carnivora; Felidae
Gene: SPATA22
Product: spermatogenesis associated 22
Biological process (GO): meiotic DNA repair synthesis; homologous chromosome pairing at meiosis; gamete generation
Source: RefSeq, a predicted model, not a curated record
AUGAAGAGAAACCUAAAUGAAAAUUCAACUCGAAGUACAGCAGGCUGUUUGCCUGUACCAUUGUUCAAUCAGAAAAAGAGGAAUAGACAGCCAUUAACCUCUAAUCCACUUACAAAUGAUCCAAGUAUCAGUACUGCUUCUGACAGUUAUGACUUCCCUCCUUUACCAACAGAUUGGGCCUGGGAAGCUGUGAAUCCAGAGUUGCCUCCUUUAGUGAAAACACUGAACACAGGGCAAAUGCCACAUUCAGUUUCUCCUCCCCUGAGAAGUCAAGAUUCUAUGUCUAAGUCUAUUCAAUCUAUUCAAUCAAAUACUGAAAGAAGCAAGAGUGGUUGGAGCUGCAGAGAUGACAACAAAAAUACUAGCUGGAAAACUUGGGAUAGAAAUGAUUUUAGGCCUCAAUGUGAAAGGACAAACUUAGUGGCAAAUGACAGAAUAAAUUCUUGUCCAAGGAGUUGGGGAGCUCAACAACAGAAACAGUUGAAAAUAUCCGAACCUCCUAACUCAUCUCAUCAAAGAGAAACUGAAGUACUCAGAGAAACACAUUCAUCAAAAAUACCUGGCUCCACAAUGAGAGGUCUAGACAAAAACAGUGCAUUACAGGCAUUUAAGUCUAAUUUUCAACAAAACCAAUUUAAGAAGAAAAUGUUGGAUUAUAUUCCAGAAGAAAGCACUCUCAAGGAAGGCUCAUUGUAUCAGUUAAAGCUUAAGGAAAAAGAUAAUUCUUUAAGAAUUAUAUCUGCAGUGAUUGAAAGCAUGAAGUACUGGUGUGAACAUGCACAGAAAACUGUACUUCUUUUUGAAAUAUUGGCUGUUCUUGAUUCAGCUGUUACACCUGGUCCGUAUUAUUCAAAGACUUUCCUUAUGAGAGACGGGAAAACUACUCUGCCUUGUGUAUUUUACGAAAUCGAUCGUGAACUUCCAAGACUGAUUAGAGGCCGAGUUCAUAGGUGUGUUGGAAAUUAUGACCAGAAAAAGAAUAUUUUCAAAUGUGUUUCUGUCAGACCAGCAUCUGUUUCUGAACAAAAAACUUUCCAAGCAUUUGUUAAAAUUGCAGAUGCUGAGAUGAGGUAUUAUACUAAUAUAAUGAGUGAAAUUUAA